AUGGAAGGAAUUCCUGAAGGCUUUUUUAUAUGUGAAGAAUAUAGGCUUUAUGAAGAGUCUUUAGGAAAUUUCACACAGAAAUUCUAUGCAUUGCCUUCAGCCACAACAGACUAUGAUCUUACUGGGCAAAUUUUGUGGCCUGGUGCAAUUGCAUUAUCUAAUUAUUUUAUCAAUCAUUCAGAGUGUAUAAGUGGAAAAGAAGUCAUUGAACUUGGGGCAGGUUCUGGAUUUUGUGGUCUUGUUGCCUCAAGAUUUUGCAGCAAAAUAGUUUUUACUGAUGGCAUUGAUAUAUAGUCUGUCAAUUAACACUGAAGCAGCAAGACAAGGAGGAGGUACAAAAGGGAAGAGCGAAGGUAUCGGAUGUCUAUGACGUCAAGGGUCGAAGGAGGAGCAAGAUAUGUCGAUCCUUUUCUCUCUGAGAAUCAUCCCAAUACAAACCCAGCUUGACCGACAAUCUUAAACUGGAUUCACCUUUAUGGACCCUUAGUGAUUGCAUUAAAAAUAGGCGGAAGCCACUUUUUUAUAAGAUUUAGAUGGUAUUGAUGUAGUUGUAAAUCUUUUAGAGAAAAAUAAACAAUUUUCUACAUGCAAUGCUGAAGUUUGCAAAAUUGAUUGGGAUGAAGAAAACAAUUUAGCAUGUUUAGAGGAAAAGCAUUUGCCAAUCAAAUAUUCAAUAAUUAUUGGCGCUGACUCCCCCCCCUCGAAGUUCGACAAAGAUAUAGGGAAAAUUCCUAUUUUUUUUGGAAAAUUAACCCCCCUCAAAGUUCGACCAAGACCUAUAUAAAUUUACUAGGAAAAUAAGCAAUUUUUCAAAAAUUUUAAACUAUGUGGGGGGGUGAGCUUGCGAUUUUUGUAUUCAAGUUCUAAAAAAAGCGUUACAAAACCAUCUUGCACUAUUUUUUCUAACCCUUACACCCUCUCAACCAUACAAAAAAAUAUGAUAAAUUUUUUUUUUUAACUACUAAAUUAUAUAAAAAGAAUUCUAUUAAUUUUUUUUUAAAAAAUUUUUCUUAACCCUUCUCGAAGUUCGACCAAAAAAAUCUUGGUCGAACUUCGAGGGGGGGAGUGAGUGCAUUUAUGGAAUACAUAGCAUUGAACCACUGUUUAGGACUGUUGAAAAGCUAUUAGAAAAUGAUGGGAGAUUCAUUUUAUGUUAUGUCGUCAGGGCAAGAAAUGUAUAUGAAGAAUUAUUAAAAAUUAGUGAAGCAAAAGGAUUUGCCAGGGAGCUGCUACAGAAUGAUAAAAAUAUUUAUAUUUUUUCGUUUACUAAAAAUUAA
This is a messenger RNA of Blepharisma stoltei, 1277 nucleotides long. The record is from the annotation of a GenBank genome assembly. Lineage: Eukaryota; Ciliophora; Heterotrichea; Heterotrichida; Blepharismidae.